This is a messenger RNA of Fonsecaea erecta, 1917 nucleotides long. RefSeq lists its product as hypothetical. The coding region runs from base 1 to 1917 and encodes 638 amino acids. The record is from RefSeq and is a predicted model, not a curated record. The transcript has a single exon. NCBI's taxonomy places the organism in Eukaryota, Fungi, Ascomycota, Eurotiomycetes, Chaetothyriales, Herpotrichiellaceae.
AUGGAACCUCCAAUUCCCCCUGAUCACCAUUUUGUUCCGGUUGAUCCAGAUGUUCGUGGUCUCCACGAGCCGUAUGGAGAACACUUCGAUGACCGCUUCGCCGAAGACCCUGCCUUCUUCGAAGAGCGGGCACCAAGUGUCCAUCAACGCUUUGACAGAAUGACCUUAAAUGAUGACCCAGAAGAGAUCCGCCCGCGCGCGGAUCGCAUUCGAUCUGCUGACACUAUCCCUACCCUCCAAGAUUAUUUAUACUAUCGUCUGUCCAAGCGUGGCGACGAUUGGAGCUCAUGUGUCAAGAAGCCAAUCCCAGCCCCGGUGGACGAGAUUGAGAGAAAGGCCCGGAGAGGCAAGGGUGGCGAUGGCCCGGUGUUAGAGCAGAUGACCCGUAUGCCCUCACUCCGCCGAAGCAUGCUUGAAGAAGUGAUCCGAAAGGCCAAUGGGCAAGAGACAGGCGAUGCCCUUUGGGAAGUUGUCUAUAUCAAGUCCAAGAGAGUUCAGACAAGGAGGGGUAAAAUGGAAGUCCCAGAGAUGGAUGUCAUCCUGGCCCGAACGAGAGACAGGUCAAGGUCACGGGCCAAGUCAUUUGGUGGCGAGAAGGUGAGAAAAGUCGAAACCGUCCGAGAGAAGAGGUAUAUCAACGACAGCUACGGCCGUGUCAGGAAAGAUUCAGUUCUCGACAAAUUAGAGGAUCCCGUCGCGAACCUCCCAUUGUUUGAGGCGGAUGGCACGCCACGAGACGACCUCGGCCCGAUGCAUUUCAAUAACGCCAACCUCCCUCCAUACAUCGCAAGAGAGACUCCAUUGGGGUCCAAACCCGAGAAGAAGAAGGACAAGGCAGAGAAGAAACGCAGCAAGUCCCGCAGCAAGUCGCGAGACAGAGGUGCUGUGCCUGACGAAGAUGGUGUCUACGUGGUGCCGGAAGUGCAAGACUUUGCCACUGACGCUGUUGACCCUGCUCCGGUUGACGCAGUAUUCGUGGAGAACCCGACUGACCGUCGCGGUCGUCGCGGGCAUUCGCCACAGGAGCAUCCGGUGGUCGUUGUUGACGGUGAUGCUCGAAGAUCUCAUUCCCGGCACCGGACGCAGCCAGAGGCACGUUCCAAGUCUCGGCGCCGCGAGUCGGUGCAUUUCCCCAAUCAGCAUACUCAGCAGUAUUUUGACGGAGGCUAUGCCUCUUCGGAGAACAGCGACACUAGCCAUUACGGCUUUGUGGCCGACUACGCAGAAAGCUCCAAUACCUCCCUCAGCACACCCGGAGGGGUCCCUCGCCGAGGAAGCCUCGUGUACAGCCAGGGCCGCCCUGACGUCGUGUAUAAGAAACAUCACCCCGGACCUAGCAGGAGACAGUCGUAUGUGGAACGACCAUAUCAGGGUGAGCAGCAGGUUGUCGUACCAGCAAUUCCGCGCCGGAACUCUUAUGUCGUCUAUGACCAACGGCCGUCUGAGACCCGCCAUGAACGCCAUCCCCGUCUGAUGAGGCAGGCGACGGCGCCUAUCCCCGAGGACAGACAGAUCGUCUCUCGCGACUUGCCUCGACGAUCCAAGGAACAGGAUUUCGUACCCAUUCGUCGCUACAGCACCCAUGAGUCUGCCAUGCCGAUCGUUCACUAUCACCACGCAGAGGACGAACGUGACAUCUACUACCGCGACGAACUCGACCGCCAAAGCAUCCGCGUCGAGGACUACCAGCGGGAUCGCGUCCUUGAGGAUCAUUUGAGUCGACGCGAACAACAACUAACAGCCCGCGAGAGGGACCUGGACCUCCGCGAAGAUGAGCUGAGGCAGGCGAAGAGGCGGAGCGAGCUGGUAGGAGAACGAGAAUUCUACGACGACAGGGAUCUCAGGAGGGAGAGAAGAGAGCCAAGGAAGCUUUACUAUGACGCCAGAACCGGGGAGCACUUUUUCUACAACGAUUAG